AAUAAAGUAUUGGGAAUAGGAAGAACCAAAAAACAGAGCCACAAAAAUGUCAGUCUUCCUCUGUUUAUUCUUCCUUUUACCCCUUAUCUUAAUCCUCUUGAAAAAUCUCCGACCCUCGAAAUGGAAUCUUCCUCCGGGACCACCGAAGCUACCGAUCAUCGGAAACUUACACCAACGUCGAGAACUACAUCCCAGGAAUCGCCGGAAUCUCUCCCAAAAGUACGGACCAGUGGUGCUUCUCCGCUUCGGAUUUGUCCCCGUGGUCGUGAUCUCAUCGAAAGAAGCAGCAGAGGAAGUGCUCAAGAUCCACGAUCAUGAGUACUGUAGCCGACCAGAGACAGUCGGGACCAGAAAGAUCUCUUACAACGGCAAGGGUAUCGGAUUCGCGCCUUACGGUGAGGAAUGGAAGGCGAUGCGAAAGCUCUCGGUGGUCGAGCUCUUCAGCAUGAAAAAGCUUCAAUCUUUCAGGUAUAUCAGAGAGGAAGAGAAUGACUUGUUUGUCAAGAAACUAUCUGAAUCUGCUUCGAGGCGAUCUCUAGUGAAUCUGAAGAAAACCCUUUUUACGUUAGUCGCAAGUAUUGUGUGUAGGAUCGGGUUCGGGCUGAAUCUGCACAAGUGCGAGUUCAUCGACGAAGUUAGCAUCGCAGAUUUUGUGCACAAGUGUGAAUCGGUCACGAGGACUUCUAUGUUCUCUGAUUUCUUUCCGGGAAGAACUGGUAGACUUAUUGAUUGGAUCUAAGGUCAAAACAAGAGAUUGGAGAAUACUUUCUCGGAAGUUGACAGUUUCCUACAGAAUAUUCUCGAUGAUCAUCUUAAGCCUGGAAGAAGAGUACAAGAGAGCUCUGAUAUCAUUGACGUGAUGAUUGAAAUGAUGAGGAAGCAAGACAACGAUGGAGACUCUUUUAAGCCCACCACAGAUAAUCUCAAAGGAAUGAUAUCGGACAUAUUUAUAGCAGGAGUUAACACAAGCGCCUACACAAUGAUAUGGGCAAUGACCGAACUGAUCAGAAACCCUAGAGUGAUGAAGAAAGUUCAAGAUGAGAUUCGAACAACACUUGGGAACAAGAAAGAGAGAAUCACAGAACAAGAUCUCACCAAACUUCAUUACUUCAAGCUAAUGGUUAAGGAGACAUUGAGGUUACACCCUGCAGCUCCACUUUUGCUCCCAAGAGAGACAUUGUCUCACAUCAAGAUCCAAGGCUACGACAUUCCCGCAAAAACUAAGAUCUUGAUCAACGCUUACGCGAUUGCACGUGACCCAAAAAUCUGGACAAACUCAGAUGAGUUUAAUCACAGGUUUCUUGACAGUAGCAUAGAUUACAAGGGAUUGAACUUUGAGCUUUUACCGUUUGGUUCUGGUAGGAGAAUUUGUCCAGGGAUGGCAUUGGGGAUCGCCAUUGUUGAAUUAGGGUUGUUGAAUUUGCUUUACUUCUUCGAUUGGGAAUUGCCGGAGAAAGAUGAAGCCGACAAGAUCAUCAUCGGAAAUGAAGUUGCUCUUGAACUCAUUCAAGUUCUUCACCACUGAAAAUCUGAUUCGUUUGUUACAACUUCUUAAUGUUAGUUAUUGAAUAUGUGUGUAUUAGAAUCAUAGGGUCUACUACUACUACUAUUCAACUUUUUAAAUUUGGUUAUU
Eutrema salsugineum is the source of this 1633-nucleotide messenger RNA. Its product is annotated as cytochrome P450 71B28. The record is from RefSeq and is a predicted model, not a curated record. Gene Ontology annotation, molecular function: monooxygenase activity; oxidoreductase activity, acting on paired donors, with incorporation or reduction of molecular oxygen; heme binding. NCBI's taxonomy places the organism in Eukaryota, Viridiplantae, Streptophyta, Magnoliopsida, Brassicales, Brassicaceae.